Molecule: messenger RNA, 1657 nt
Organism: Phytophthora nicotianae INRA-310
Lineage: Eukaryota; Oomycota; Peronosporomycetes; Peronosporales; Peronosporaceae
Exons: 2
Coding region: 56-1501 (481 amino acids)
Source: RefSeq, a predicted model, not a curated record
GAAAUGAUGGGCAAAUUCCGACGCUCUGGACCUUUUUGAGACCGUGAGCAAUUCGAUGGAGCACCGAGAGGAGCUCGAUGAGUUUGCGAUGAAUGCAGAGCUCGGAGGACCUUUCGACGACUUCGGCUGUGCUGAGGACAUGCCUUUGAGCGAUGAGGUGUUGGAUUUACCGGAUUUGGAGCUUUUGCUGCCUUCGGAUGACCUUGGCGACGAGCUGCUGGAUUCGCUGCUGUCUGACGCUGCGAGCGAGCUGAAUAACGAUACUGCAAAAGAAUCCGGAGAGGAGGGCGGAAGGCCAGCAGAACCAGAGGAUGACUCGUCGGUCUUGACGCCAGAGGAGCAGGAACUUGAGCUGGUUGCAAGUGAAGUCAAAUAUCUAGAGGCGCAAAGAGAUUUCUUACAGUUUAGGGCGGAUGCCACUGCGAACGGUUCGCAAUGUGAGGGCAAGGAGAGUGAACGUGACGGGGAGGUGGAGGAAGAGAAAAACAAAUUGGAGAGGGCAACCAGACAGCAAAAUAUGCUGGUUGACACCAUCAAUCUGCACAAGCAGAGCAUGGAAGACGUGCAUCGGUUGAUGAUCCAGGCCUCGCCUUUGAUGCACUACCGCAUGACGCUGAUGACGCCGAUGGAAUCGUUUAUUCGUCUGGGCAAGGACCCUGCUGAACGCCGCAGCAAACUAUUGGAGAUGCGAGACGAGAAGCUGGACACCGUUCGACGGUUCGUCGCGGCGCAGACUCGUGGGAUCGACCCGACUCGCGAGUUCUUUUACGUGGACACUUUCGAACGUUUCGGCAAAUUCUACACCGUGGACUUUAGCGUCUCGCUGGUUAACAACAUGACUGUGGACGAGGUGGCCGAAGUGAUCCAGGACCAGUUCGUCGUGCCGCGUGACGGCGUCUCGCGCCUGUUGGGCUGCGUCACUAACCGCACUUACUACGACGGCAUGGUAGAUACCUUCCUACACGCGCGAACAGUGGAGCGCGUGGACUUACCGGAGCGCUCGUGCGUCGGUCGCAGCUUCUUGGUACAAGAGUCUAACGCUGUCUUCUACUUAAAAAGGUUCGCGGCUAGCGAGCUGGACGGCUCCGACGGCGAACAACCAGGCGAGCAGGGCGACCUGACGGUCAUGAUGAGCGAUUUCGUGGACGUGGACGAGUUGCAUCCUUAUCAUGGAAACCGUGUGAGGAAGGACAUAUCGGUAGGUAUCACGUUACGGCGCCACGUCGGGCCCGGCGGUGCGGAAGGUGUCGUGAUGCGGCGCUUCUCCUUCGUCAAACAUCAUCUCGGCCGUCGGACCACAAGACCCGAAGUGGUGAACACCAUCUCGACUCGAGUGCUACUUUGGGGGCAAGCAGUGCGCCUCUGCAUCGCAGAGCGCCGUCGACAGAAGCGAGAUGCUCCAAAGCGCAUCUGGAACACUCAUACGUUCCCACGUCGAGCACCGAGCGUGACACCGUCGUCACCACAAUCUAGGACGGCCUGUGCCGGUGCUGAUCAGUAAUUUAUUCGUUUAAGCUCGUCGUGAAGAAGAGAUGCAACAUACAACGCUUGUUAGUCCACAAGUUGCGCGUUCCAUUUCGGUGAGCAUCUUCUGGCCAUCCGUGGCGUACCGUUUAACGAUGUACUCAAGGUCUCUCAUUGCACUUACUCUAGCUGU